AUUCUGUGCUUUCAAAUUCUAUUCUCCAGUUCGUGGUUUUAAAUAGAGCUCAGUGAAUAUUAGUUCGGAAACUGAUCGUAUAAAGCCGUAAUCCUUUCGGACUCUCGUCGUUUUCCGAAGUUUUGUCUCUGCUGAUCUAAUUUAUGCAGUAUCGAAGGCGCUAAUUUUUUUUACCUCAACAAAAUUCCGAAUCGCAUGCUUUCUAUAUUUCCUUUGUUUAAAAAUGCUUUCUCAAGCGCAAUUACUCGACGAAUUGAUGGGCAGGGACCGAAAUUUAGCCCCUCAAGAAAAGAAGUCAAGUUUACAUUGGUCUGACCCGAGUGUAAGUAUGAAUUUUAGCAAAAAAUUGGCACAGAAAAUAUGAAAUUAUAAAUUCAAUAUGGCGCCAAUUAUUGAAUUUUCUAUGAUGACUUUUGUAGGUUUGUAAAAUGUAUAUCGCUGGGUUUUGUCCGCAUGAUUUAUUUACUAAUACAAGAUCUGAUUUAGGUAAGUUUUUGAUAGAUGACUUGAGCUGCAGCCUGUGCUAUUGUAGGCAGUGCAAAUCAUAACCUCGCUGGAAAGUUUGGAAAUUGCACAACCGAGAUUUUGAAAAUUUAAUAGUAAAUAUAUAGAAAGCAUCAAAAUUGUGCGCCUAAUAUAUUGGUUGCGCGAUACAAACUUUCCACACUGGGCAUCGGAUUGAUAGGGAUACGACUACCUGAAAAAUACAACGAGAAUUUUGACGUUUCAAGUGAACUUCUCAAAGAAGGGCUUUUCACUUGAAACAUUGAUGUUCUCCUUGUAUUUUUCCGGCAGUUUUGUCCCAGUCUUCCUGACUGGAAAGUUUGGGAAUUGACCACCUAAAAUAUAAAAACAAAUAGUAAAUACACAGAAAGCAUCAAAAUUAUGUGCCCAAUUUAUUGGAUGCAUGAUACAAACGUUCCAAUGCUGUGCUGAGUGGUUAUAUAACCACACAGCAUUUUCACAUUGGUACUACCUACACUGGUACAGACAGUUUUAGUAUACAAAUGUUCCACACUUUUCUACGGCCAUCGGCUAAUCUGUAGUGUGAUGGUUAGCACUUUGGGUGUUGAAUCUAACAAUUUAAAUAAGGAACUGAAAACUGGUGUCAGUUUCACUAAAUUUUGUUUUACCUUUUUUAGGAUUUUGUGAAAAAUUGCAUGAUGACAAAUUGCGAGAUGAGUAAGUGACUUAUCUGUUAGGAUUUGCG
Paramuricea clavata is the source of this 1210-nucleotide messenger RNA. The record is from the annotation of a GenBank genome assembly. NCBI's taxonomy places the organism in Eukaryota, Metazoa, Cnidaria, Anthozoa, Malacalcyonacea, Plexauridae.